UAAAAAAAGGAAUGAAGAAACAAAAAUUUAACAUUGGCGUCUCUGCUUUUUCCCACUCUCUCUCUCUCCCUCUCCCUCUGCUAGGGUUUCAGAGUCGCCGCGCUUCACUCAAACUCGUUCAAACUCGUUCCCUUCAUUCUUCUCCUUUCAUCGCCGCCGAUUCAACUCGCUACUAACUCGCCAUGGCAAUGGAAGUUACGCAGAUCCUCUUAAAUGCCCAAGCAGUGGAUGGUGCUGUAAGGAAACAUGCUGAAGAUAACUUGAAACAAUUCCAGGAGCAGAAUCUUCCAAGUUUCUUAAUUUCUCUUGCUGGGGAAUUGGCAAAUGACGAGAAGCCUGUGGAGAGUAGGAGGCUAGCAGGUUUAAUUCUCAAGAAUGCUUUGGAUUCAAAAGAACAACACAAAAAGAUAGAAUUUGUUCAAAGAUGGCUGGCUAUUGAUCCUACUUUUAAAGCCCAAAUUAAAGCACUUUUGUUGAGGACCCUAUCGUCUCCAUCUCAUGAUGCUCGAUCAACCGCAUCUCAAGUUAUAGCAAAAGUUGCUGGCAUUGAGUUACCUCACAAGCAAUGGCCUGAGUUGAUAGUAUCCCUCUUGUCAAAUGUUCAUCAGCUUCCUGCCCCCACUAGGCAGGCAACUCUCGAGACCCUCGGAUACAUUUGUGAAGAAGUAUCCCCGGAUGUGGUAGAUCAGGAUCAUGUAAAUAAGAUACUCACUGCAGUUGUUCAGGGAAUGAAUUCUACAGAACAAAACAAUGACGUAAGGCUUGCUGCCAUACAAGCAUUGUACAAUGCAUUGGGUUUUGCUCAGGCCAAUUUUUCCAAUGAUAUGGAGCGGGAUUACAUAAUGAGAAUUGUCUGUGAAGCCACUCUUUCCCCUGAAAUAAAGAUCCGACGGGCAGCAUUUGAAUGCUUGGUUGCUAUUUCUUCUACAUAUUAUGAAAAGUUGGCUCAAUAUAUCCAAGAUAUCUUCACCAUCACUGCCAAAGCUGUGAAGGAAGAUGAGGAGCCUGUUGCACUUCAGGCAAUUGAGUUUUGGAGUUCAAUUUGCGAUGAAGAAAUCGAUAUAUUAGAAGAAUAUGGAGGUGAAUUUAGUGGCGAUUCAGAAAUUCCUUGCUAUUAUUUCAUAAAGCAGGCACUUCCAUUUCUCGUUCCCAUGUUAUUGGAGACGCUGCUAAAGCAAGAGGAAGAUCAAGAUCAGGAUGAAGGAGCUUGGAACAUUGCUAUGGCUGGAGGUACAUGUUUGGGACUGGUUGCAAGAACAGUUGGUGAUGAUAUUGUGCCUCUCGUUAUGCCAUUUAUUCAAGAGAAUAUAUCUAAACCAGAUUGGAGGCAAAGGGAAGCUGCAACUUAUGCAUUUGGCUCCAUUCUGGAAGGUCCAUCCCCUGAAAAACUUGUGCCGCUUGUGAAUAUGGCUUUGAGCUUCAUGCUCAACGCUCUGACGAAUGACCCAAACAAUCAUGUGAAGGACACCACUGCAUGGACUCUUGGGCGAAUGUUCGAAUUUUUGCAUGGGUCAGCUUUGGAUACUCCCAUUAUUAAUCAAGGAAACUGCCAGCAGAUUAUUGCUGUGCUCCUUCAGAGCAUGAAAGAUGUUCCAAAUGUUGCUGAGAAGGCCUGUGGUGCUCUUUAUUUCCUUGCCCAAGGUUUUGAAGAUGCUGGAUCCGCGUCCUCUCCAUUGACCCCCUUCUUUCAGGAAAUUGUUCAGUCUCUUCUCACUGUAACUCACAGAGAGGACACUGGAGAGUCCCGCCUCAGAACAGCAGCAUAUGAAGCUCUGAAUGAAGUAGUGAGGUGUUCUAAUGAUGAUACGGCUCCAAUGGUCGCUCAACUGGUUUCUGUCAUCAUGAGAGAGCUUCACCAGACUCUUGAGAGUCAGAAUGUCUCAUCUGAUGAUAGGCAGAAUGAGUUGCAAGGCCUUCUGUGUGGUUGCUUGCAAGUCAUCAUUCAAAAACUAGGAUCGUCUGAACCAACAAAAUUACAUUUAAUGCAGUAUGCUGACCAAAUUAUGAGUUUGUUCUUGAGAGUAUUUGCUUCUCGAAGUGCAACAGCGCAUGAAGAGGCAAUGCUUGCCAUUGGUGCUUUGGCUUAUGCAACUGGCCCCGAGUUUGUUAAAUACAUGCAAGAAUUUUACAGGUAUUUGGAGAUGGGUCUCCAAAAUUUUGAGGACUAUCAGGUUUGUGCUAUCACAGUGGGUGUGGUAGGUGAUGUGUGCAGGGCUUUGGAGGAGAAAAUACUACCUUUUUGUGACGGGAUAAUGACCCAACUCCUUAGGGAUUUGUCUAGUAAUCAGUUGCAUAGGUCUGUAAAGCCUCCAAUUUUUUCAUGUUUUGGUGACAUUGCCUUGGCAAUUGGAGAAAACUUUGAAAAGUAUUUGCAAUUUGCUAUGCCUAUGCUCCAGAGUGCCGCUGAGCUCUGUGCUCAUACUAAUGGGGCUGAUGAUGACAUGACAGAGUACACAAACACUUUAAGAAAUGGAAUCCUUGAGGCAUACUCAGGGAUCUUCCAAGGAUUCAAAGGUUCCCCAAAGACACAGCUCUUGAUGCCUUAUGCUCAACAUGUACUGCAGUUCUUAGACAGUUUGUACAUGGAAAAAGACAUGGAUGAUGUUGUGACCAAGGCAGCAAUUGGCGUGCUUGGAGAUUUAGCGGAUACGUUGGGUAGUCCUGCUGGCUCCUUGAUUCAGCAAUCUGUAUCUAGCAAAGAAUUCCUGAAAGAGUGCUUAUCAUCUGAUGAUCAUUUGAUCAAGGAAUCUGCUGACUGGGCCAAGGUUACAAUCACUCGAGCAAUUUCAUAUUGAGGCCGCCGCUGCUGUUUCAUGGGUCAUAGUUCUUGCAUACAUCUGCAUUUGUUGCGUGGGAGUCUCAACUGCAUACCAUGAGUCGGGUCAUCACCAUUUUUGGGCACAGGUGUUUCGGUCAUUUGGCUGUCUGCAUUUCAUGUCAGAAAUAUGGAGUCUUCUUUUUUCAUUUUCAUUUUAUUUUUUACAUUUAUUAUGCAUUGCUAUGGAGGAAGUCGGUGGGUGAUGACCAUCUUUCUGCUAACUUGGCAGAAAAGAUACUGUAAGGAGAAACGGGGUCGAAUGAAGGAGAGCAGAAAAGGAGACAUCCCUAUGAUGCCAAUACUAUCAGUAUUGAGCUUUUUGAGUUUUUAUUUGAAAUGUUUGGAGUCUAUGGUGGUCCUUAAAUAUAUGACAUUGUCUUUUUCACUUUUACUAUUGGUUGUAAAGUGAAACAAUCAUCUUUAGUCCAUCUUGUGUUUUAAACACAGGUAAUGCAACAUAUUUUAGAAUUUCCUUGAA
Molecule: messenger RNA, 3296 nt
Organism: Trifolium pratense (red clover)
Lineage: Eukaryota; Viridiplantae; Streptophyta; Magnoliopsida; Fabales; Fabaceae
Product: importin subunit beta-1-like
Exons: 3
Coding region: 183-2795 (870 amino acids)
Biological process (GO): protein import into nucleus
Cellular component (GO): nucleus; cytoplasm
Molecular function (GO): small GTPase binding; nuclear import signal receptor activity
Source: RefSeq, a predicted model, not a curated record